AAAAGAUGCUCCAGCCAUUCCCUAUAAUUUAACUGUGACUGACAGCAGGAACAAGACAACCACAGUCAAUUACGUCCCUGAUACCUUAUCAAACCUGUAUGGCUGGAUGGUUCUCCUCUUGGAUAAAGAAACUUAUACAUUGACUUUUGACAACCCUUUGGUCAGCAAACAGCUCCAGUAUUCAGUGACAUUUAGCAACUUCACGACUGGGAAUUACUUGCUUGUGGAACACAAGGAUCUUCCUGCCCAUCCUGAGGUUGUGGUGUCCUGUGGGACAAGGACUGGACAGCCACUCCAAUUGCUGCCUUCAUAUGGACAUCACAGGAGCUGUGACUGGUAUCUUGACAGCAGACUGAGGAAGUUAACCUACUUGGUUGCAGGAGCUGAUUUAAUUCAGGUCACACUGAAAGAGAAGGAAAGAGUGGCUUUACCUACGCCAGUUCCUUCUGAUGCUGUCUUGAAAUGGUCGCAUCCAGAGUCAUGGAAUGAUGUGGAAAAAGGCUGGGGUGGAUUCAACCACAGCAUCCCAGGCCCUGGAGAAGAUGUCAUCAUUUUACCUAACAGGACCAUCCUGGUGGAUAUGGCUCUUCCCCCUCUGAGAGGUCUCUACGUCCUGGGGACCCUCGAGUUCCCCAGCAACUCCAGCAACGUCCUGAGUGCAGCCUGUAUCGUGGUGCUGGGGGGUACGCUGAAAGUGGGUUCUUUUCAACAUCCCCUAGAAAGGGAUUUAAAGCUGUUGGUCCUUCUUCGGACAUCUGAAGGGAUUUACUGUGAUCGCCUGGAGGAAAUAAAUGGCCACCCAGGGAGUAUUGGGGUUUAUGGAAAGGUGCAAAUUUAUAGUGCUUACCCUAAGACAUCUUGGACACAUCUGGGAACUAACGUUGCUCCUGGCAACGAAAGGAUUUUUGUGGAAGACGAAGUAGAUUGGAAACACAGUGGAGAUAUUGUGAUCAGCUCUUCCUCCUACGAAGCCCACCAGGCUGAAGUAGCUACACUUAAAGAAGUCAAUGGUCAUAGCAUAAGAAUUCAUGAACACCUUCUGCACAGGCAUAUUGGGCGUUCCCAUGACACAGAAGAUGGUAGACGCAUCCCUUUGGCUGCAGAAGUCGGACUCCUAACACGCAAUGUACAGAUCAAGUCUGAUGUGGCUUGCUCUGGGAGGAUGCUGGUGGGACGUUUUACAGACUCGAGUGGGACAGAGUUUGAAGGUGUCCUUGAACUCUUAAAUGUUGAAUUUUUGAACUUUGGGCCUCCUCAGCUUUCUGCCAUUGAAUUCAGCAAUAUAUCCCAAGGGUCCUUGGUGGUGUCAUCCAGCAUUAAUGGUAGCUGCGGAGCUGGCAUUAAAGCAGUGAUGAGCAGCUGGAUCAAGUUGCAAGAUAACAUGGUGUUCAACACAGUUGGACCUGGCAUUGAUUUGGAAGGACAAAACCAUUCUCUCGUGAGGAACCUUGUUAUUCUGAGCAGGCAGCCAGAAGGGUUAUUAAGUUGGGUUGCUGGCAUCAAGGUGAACCUUGUCAUCGGUGUCUCCCUCUGUGGCAAUGCUGUGGCAGGAUCUGAGCGAAUUGGUUUCCAUAUCAGGGGCCAAGAGUGUUUGCAAGAAAGAGACCUUUGCAGUGAAAAUGUGGCCCAUUCAAGUCUCCAUGGUAUCCAUCUGUACUGGGGAGAUGGAUUUCAGACCUGCACUAGAAUCACAGGUUUUCUGUCCUAUAAGAAUUACGACUAUGGUGUCAUGUUCCACCUUGGAAGCAGUGUCAUCAUGGACAAUGUGGUGCUGGUGGACAAUACUGUGGGUCUCCUGCCAGUAGUGUAUUGUCUUUAUGUCAAGCAAUGCCUCACGGGGAAAAGAUUCAUAGAACUUAGAAACUCUGUCAUUGUCGCAACGAGCUCAGCUUUUGACUGCAUCAGAGACAAGAUCAAGCCUCUCUCAGCUGAUCUAACAGCCAAGGAUCGACCACCAUACUACCCUCAAGGAGGCCGUGUUGGGAUUUUAUGGCCAACAUUUACCACUGUUCCCAGCCAAAGGCCUGAUAACCCAUGGCACAAAACUGGGCAUUGUCCAAAAGUCCUGGGACUCAUGAAACUGAAAGAAGUCACCUUUACUGGCUUUACAAAGAGCUGCUACAGUGAAGACAGGGAUGUCUGCAUCAUGUCAAAUCCUGACCCUUUAGGCAUCAUGCCUCUUAUCACAGCGGAGAGAUCAAGGAUGCCACAUAUCAAUGAGAAGGACAUGUUCUUCUUUAACCCAACAAGUGUACAGACCUCUGAAGAUACCGUGUUCCCUGAAAAGAGAUGCAAAGGCUCGAGGAAAGCCCUUUUCAAGGAUUUGGAUGGAAGUGUUCUGGACCUAGAACCACCUGUUUCUGUUUUCCCAGAGUCAGAAUUUGAAUGGACACAGUUCUACCUGCAAGCUGGAAUUUACAGAGAUGACAGCAAGUGUAUCUUCAAGCCCUCAGUACAAGGCUACUUCUGCAAACAGGCAGAUCAUGCACUUGUCAUCCUAGAAAACUUGGAUCCCACUAUGGUCAGCCAGAGACUGUUUCCAGUGGUAGCAAUGACUGGCAGCUUUAUGGACACCUUCAGUGACAUGACAUUGCAGGAAUAUUGUUAUACUGCAGAGCAUUGUUCUACUUUAUUUUCUGUGUUGCCAUCCACCAAACUCACGACAAUUUGCUUCCCAGAGCUAGCACCUCUGACUUUCAGACUUUAUCUCCUCAGUGGCCAUAACACAACCAGAGUGCCCCUUGCUAUAUUCUACAACGAACCACUCAGCCUCCGUAUUUUCAUUCAAGGGAAAUAUGUCUCUCCAACUCCAUCUUCUUUCUCACUGAAUGAAGGGGCGGGAGCCAAUUACUUUAGCUUUGAAGACAAUCUUCUCUAUGUUCUCCUGCACGAGAAGGAACCUGUAGAAAUAGUUGCUGGCCUUUCCCUUCUUGUGGCUUUCACUGUAACUGAGGCUCUUGGGGAAGAGGGUGAAGCAAGUACAAUACAUCGAUUAGCUGAUUUCUUGAAGAUUGAUCACGACCAAGUCAGAGUAGUCCAUCACGUGCUGGGAGGUGAAAGCAUGUUGAAGAAAGUGGGGAGAGGACCAGUGAGUACCCGAGCUCUGCAGCCAUCUGAUGAGGCUGGUCCAUCAAGAGUUCUCAUUAUUGAAGUUGGUGAUCCACCAGACCAUCCAAGAAAUGAGUUGACAAGUGACAGCUUAAAGAGUUUGGCCAGAACAAUUAUCAACACCCAUCAGACCGGAGACCUUCAGAGAGGCCUCGGCUUGCCAGUUGAUAACUUGAUGGUGACUCAGCCUGUCCCACUGUUUCCAGUAGAAGCCAACAACAGAAAUGGAAGCAGACACUACCCAAGAACAUGCCUGUAUGUGAAACCCUACAACAUCUCUGUUCAGGUGCAGCCUUCAGAUGGAGAAGUUGAGAAGCAGCUUCCUAUACAGCCAAAAAUCAUUUUCCUGGACAAGAAGGGUCAAAGAGUUGACAAACUUGGGCCUCCCUCAGAACCCUGGGUUGUAUCAGCUUACCUCAAGGGCUCCUCCGAGGCUGUGCUAAAAGGGCUCACCCAAGUGGAGGUCAUAGAUGGAUGUGCAAGCUUUUCCAAUCUGGCUGUCUCCAGCUCAGGCACAAACUGGAAACUUGUGUUCACUGUCACGUCACCUCCAGGGGCUAAGUUUACUGUGUUGUCUCAGCCAUUUACCAUCUUCCCUGUCACCAUGGGAGUGAAGGCCAGCAUGAUCCUAGUUGUCAUACUGAGUUCAGCAGCUUCUGCAUUUGUCCUCACUCUUGCCUUGUGCUGGUUCAAGAAGAGCAAAAGCAACAAAACGAAGACUGAACGAGCUGAUGUACCAAAGGCCAGUACCAAAGCACCCCAUAAACAAGCACCGUCUCAUGCAGCUCACGUCCAGCGCCGUUAUAAUCAAGGAGAAAAUAAAAGUGCUGUGUCUGUAGCAGGAGAUAUGGAAGGAAAUGGAGCAAUGGGGCAUGCCACAGGACAACUGGAGGACCUGAACCUGCAGCCCUGUGAAGCCAAGUCAGUGAGAAAGAUGAACACUGUCCAACGUAAGACAGGUGACAGAGACACCUUUUCUUCUGCUGGCAAAAGUCACCAACAGGUACAUAGAGUAACAUCUCCUGGUGACUCUCUGGAACUUCAGCAGCCAACAGUCCCAGGUUGCUCCAGACAGAAAGAUGUCCCCAAGCCUUCAGCUGGUUACAAGAAGGAGAGAGAGAAGACUGAACGGAUGCCCAAACCUCAGAAUGAUCUUGGAGAACAUGUUGCUGUGGUGGCAGCAGAGGUGUAAGAGAAUUGACAUGAGCUGGUGGACCACUGACAAAGCAAGCUUGCAGUCAAUGCAAAGUUGAGUCUUUGUCUCUGUGGUCAGAGCAAAACAUAAACAUAUUUGCACAGGGAACCAGACUGCAAAGCUGCACAUGUAUAAAUGAACCUGUUACCUGGUUUUCCAGCCAAAUGGGAGACUCUGACCAUGACUGUGGUGUUGACCUUUCUUAGCUUCCAAAGCAGUGUGGGUGCACCCAAACUGCCUGGUGUAAAUAGUCCAUCUGAUACCUCUAAAACUCUCUCCAAGAGUUGUUUGGGGGAGUGAUAUCUGGCUUGCUGGGUCAAAAGCACUCAGAGAUUAGCCCAACAAGUCAACAGUGCAGAUGGUUGGAUUCCUGGUACUUUUAUAUACUACCACUGAUGUAGUCUUAAUGUCUAGAGCAAUGUUGAUUGGUAUAUUUGCAUAUAAAUAAAUAUAUAUAUAUGAAUUUUCCCAUUCUUCCAAUCAUGCCUUUAGUUUCAUUCAAAGAACGUCAGUAUGUACAUAAAUAUUUUCCUUUUUCUGAGGAAAUACAAACAUGCAUUCCAUUUCACUAUGACUUGAGUAAGUUUCAUUCCUCCCCAGUUAAAUCUGUGCUGUUAUUUUUGCUUUAAUUAAAGUAUUUUACUGGGUUAAA
This is a messenger RNA of Calidris pugnax (ruff), 4955 nucleotides long. RefSeq names its product fibrocystin-like. The record is from RefSeq and is a predicted model, not a curated record. NCBI's taxonomy places the organism in Eukaryota, Metazoa, Chordata, Aves, Charadriiformes, Scolopacidae. The annotation marks the transcript as partial. The transcript has 20 exons.